Porites evermanni is the source of this 390-nucleotide messenger RNA. Lineage: Eukaryota; Metazoa; Cnidaria; Anthozoa; Scleractinia; Poritidae. The record is from the annotation of a GenBank genome assembly.
CUGCAUUCUAGGCAACCAGUAAUUUCAAAUGUUUUAUCGCUUUUUGUAGCAUCAUGUGAACAAGAUGAUGUAGGGGUGAGCUGGUACAUUCUCGACAAUCAGUUAAAUGCUUCCUCUGAACUGAAUGCCAGCACACCAGCAAAGAACGGUAGACUGAACUUCGUAGCGGGAUCAUCAUGGUGUGCGUCCACAAGUGACAGUAGUCCAUAUCUACAGAUUGACUUACAGAUUCCAUAUAUCAUCUGUGCUGUAUCCACUCAGGGGAAUUCCCAGGGGAGUCAGUGGGUGGAGUCUUACACCCUACAGUCAUCUACAGAUGGGACAACUUGGACAGACUAUAAAGAAAAUGGACAAGUUAAGGUAGUUGAAGUUAAAGGGUGCAUAUAUUAA